This is a messenger RNA of Ceratitis capitata (Mediterranean fruit fly), 2551 nucleotides long. It is a transcript of the gene Nedd4, whose product is annotated as E3 ubiquitin-protein ligase Nedd-4. The record is from RefSeq and is a predicted model, not a curated record. Gene Ontology annotation, molecular function: ubiquitin protein ligase activity; protein binding; sodium channel inhibitor activity. Bases 16 to 2379 code for a protein of 787 amino acids. The transcript has 15 exons. NCBI's taxonomy places the organism in Eukaryota, Metazoa, Arthropoda, Insecta, Diptera, Tephritidae. Gene Ontology annotation, biological process: ubiquitin-dependent protein catabolic process; regulation of dendrite morphogenesis.
AAGAAUUAUGCACUGAUGAAAUCCACUCCCUAUUCCCCGUUAAAUACACCAAUAAGCAAAAAUUGCAACAAGUGUAUAAUUAAGCACAUUGUUAAUGUUGUAUUUAAGAUUAAUGUCUACAUAUGUAUACGUAUUUGUUGUCUUAUCAAAUUAAUUCAUGGAAUUAAUAACGACUCGAGUGAUACAUGCCAUUUACGUAUUAUAAUUAUUAAUGGGAAAUCAUUAGCGAAGAAGGAUAUCUUUGGAGCAAGUGAUCCGUAUGUAAGGAUUGAUUUAAAUACAAUUAAUGGUGAUAUAAAUAUAGAUUCAGUUUUGACUAAGACCAAAAAGAAGACACUCAACCCCACUUGGAAUGAAGAGUUCGUAUUCAGAGUCAAGCCUUCCGAGCACAAAUUAGUGUUUCAAGUAUUUGAUGAAAAUCGUUUAACCAGAGAUGAUUUUCUGGGAAUGGUUGAGCUAACGCUCAAUAAUCUGCCCACAGAGCAAGAAGAUACUACGAUAAGCCCGCAAAGUUAUUCACUAAGACCGAGAAGGUCAGUAGGUAGCGCAAAGUCACGGAUAAAAGGUACAUUAGAGAUAUAUCAUGCUUUUGUACAUGAGUCUGGCGAGACCAGUGAAGGAGACGCCGUGGACGGAGAAUGGGAGCAUAUGGAAAAUAUCUCGAGAGUGAGUGGAACUCAAACGGGUCAAUUCCCAUCCAAUGCUAAUCAUGAACCAUUACCGUCCGGAUGGGAAGAACGGCAAGAUGCAAACGGAAGAACUUAUUACGUGAAUCAUACAGCACGUACUACACAAUGGGAGCGCCCACUUUUCUCUGCUACUAGCAACAGCAAUGUGAAUGUUGAAGCAGCUGCUUCUGAUUUUCAGCGACGUUUUCAUAUUAGUGUGGAUGAAUCUGAUUCCAGCCGACCCACUACUGUGACUCCUAGGGCAGAUGAAGACGCGUUACCGCCAAACUGGUCUAUGCAAGUAGCACCCAACGGUAGAACAUUCUUUAUAGAUCAUGCGUCGCGACGUACUACAUGGAUAGAUCCACGAAAUGGUCGCGCCAGCCCCAUGCCUAAUCAGACACGUAGAGUUGAGGAUGAUUUGGGUCCUUUGCCGGAAGGCUGGGAAGAACGUGUACACACAGAUGGACGAGUAUUUUAUAUUGAUCAUAAUACCCGCACUACGCAGUGGGAAGAUCCAAGAUUAUCAAAUCCAAAUAUAGCCGGCCAAGCUGUACCAUAUUCGAGAGAUUACAAACAAAAGUAUGAGUUUUUCAAAAGUAAUAUUAGAAAGCCGACAAAUGUGCCGAAUAAAUUUGAAAUUCGCAUUCGUCGCACCUCCAUUUUAGAGGAUUCCUAUCGAAUUAUAAAUUCCGUUACGAAAACGGAUUUAUUAAAAACAAAACUGUGGGUGGAAUUUGAUGGGGAAACGGGCUUAGAUUAUGGUGGUCUUGCCCGAGAAUGGUUCUAUUUGUUGUCAAAGGAAAUGUUUAAUCCAUAUUAUGGACUUUUUGAAUAUUCAGCGAUGGAUAAUUAUACACUACAAAUAAAUAAUGGCAGUGGAUUAUGUAAUGAGGAGCACUUAAGUUAUUUCAAAUUUAUUGGCCGUAUUGCUGGGAUGGCCGUUUAUCAUGGAAAACUGCUUGAUGCGUUUUUCAUACGUCCAUUUUAUAAAAUGAUGCUGCAAAAACCAAUUGAUUUAAAAGAUAUGGAAUCAGUUGAUACCGAGUAUUAUAAUUCCUUGAUGUGGAUAAAGGAGAAUGAUCCACGGCAGUUGGAAUUGACCUUCUCAUUAGAUGAAGACACGUUUGGCCAGAAAAGUCAACACGAACUAAAACCAGGUGGCUCUAAUAUAGAGGUUACUGACGAGAAUAAGGAUGAGUAUAUCAAGCUUGUCAUUGAAUGGCGUUUUGUUGCACGUGUUAAAGAACAAAUGUCAUCCUUCUUAGAUGGUUUUGGCUCAAUUAUUCCAUUAAAUUUAAUUAAGAUAUUUGACGAACACGAGUUAGAGUUAUUAAUGUGUGGCAUACAAAAUAUUGAUGUGAAGGAUUGGCGAGAGAAUACCCUGUACAAAGGAGAUUAUCAUCAAAAUCACAUAAUAAUACAAUGGUUUUGGCGUGCCGUACUCUCAUUUUCAAACGAAAUGCGUUCACGGUUGCUACAAUUUGUUACUGGAACUUCACGUGUUCCCAUGAAUGGCUUCAAAGAGUUGUACGGCUCAAAUGGACCCCAAAUGUUUACCAUAGAAAAGUGGGGCACUCCUAAUAACUAUCCUAGAGCGCAUACCUGUUUUAAUCGUCUAGAUUUGCCACCGUAUGAAGGAUAUGUUCAGUUGAAGGAUAAACUUGUUAAAGCCAUUGAGGGUAGUCAAGGCUUUGCUGGAGUCGAUUAAUAUCUAUGGCAAUUGUAAAACUCCAAAUAGCAACGAAACUAUCCGCCAUGAAGGAUAAAGCGCGGUGUCGAGGCCUUUUACGCUGACUUGUGUACUUAUUAUUCUGUUUAUUACUAUAUAAUAAUAAUAAUUUUACGAACUUCCUGUUAUAUAAAAUAUAAAUACCAAAUUA